UUGCCAAAUUGCCGCGAAGAUACUCGGACAUCCUAGAACAAACCCGCUUUCUCUACCCAUUCAAAAUCACCAAACCCUAAUUUCAACCAUUCCAAAAUCCCCAAUUUCAAUUUUAUUCCAAUUGAAAAGCUAAUAGUACUAGGAAUGGGCGAAUUAAACAUACAAGAUAUGCCAUUGCCAGCACUAUUCGAACAAGCUCGAAAAAUCCAUGAUUUUUCAGAAUCAAGUGUUGAUCAAGAAACAGUGAGGAAAGGUUGCGAGAUUUUGAGAGUGUGUGAAGAAAUGAUCGGUAAAUUGGGGCUGUUUUCUCUUAAUGAGACUAAAGAUGAUAUUAGCACAGCCAAUCUCAAAUAUGUUCUGGUCCCCUACUAUCUCGCAGAGCUAACAGAAAAAAUUGCAGGAGGUGACAGGAUAGAAGUACUCAAGGCUUCACAAGCUAAGCUAAAAGAAUUCAUUUCUUUUUGUGAGACAAUGGAGCUUGUUCCUGAAGAGGAGAUGGAGACAUCUAAACAAGGUGGAGCUAGUACUGCUCUAGAUCGUAGAGCUAAGAAGAUUGCUCGGUUCAAACGCCAAAGAGCUGCCGAGUCAAAACUACUUGAAUUGAAGGAGCGGAAGGAGCGUCGUGGGCGAUCAACUAAAGCAGCUGCACUGUCUAGUCCUGUGGAGACUGGAGAAGAUGAUGUGUCGGAUGAUGACGGUGAAGAAGAAAGGGAGGCAUGGCUUACAACUAUCUCCUUGGCCCUUUGUAAGGCCUUUGAUUUGCUUGAAAUGCUGAAGAAAGAGGAAGAAAUACUAUCUGCUGUCAGGGAGAAGCAGCUUCAGGAUGGGGAGAAAGACUUUUCUCAGCUAAUACUUGAUGAACGCACUGAAAAAGCAGAAUCUUGGCAUCGCGAUGCUGCUGCACGAGCUCGCUAUACAAAACCUGCAGCACCUAUCACCUGUGCCACUUUUGCACAAGAUGUCAUAGAAGGGAGGGCCAAGGUUUCAGAGGCGCAUGAACAUAAACACCAGCCUUUACUUUUUGGACCUGCAAGUCUUGUUGGUCAGAACCCAACAACUGAACGGGAAAGAAUAGCUGCCCAGGUCUUUCAGCCUCAUUAUAGAUUGCCAACCAUGAGCAUAGAAGAAGCUGGGUUAACAGAGAUGAAUAUGAUGAACGAAUGGCAAGAGAGGACUGUGAAAUUCAUGGAAGAAGCAAAUUCUUCAUGGCACAGGGAUGCCCCAAAGUCAAGGCCAGGUGAAGAGGAUGAAGAAGAUGAUGACGCUGCUCAAGACAAGGCAAGAGCAUGGGAUGACUGGAAAGAUGAUAACCCCCGUGGUGCUGGCAACAAGAAACUCACUCCUUGUGGUUAAAGAAGUAACUGCUGCAGAGUCCAAGAAUUCCCAGCAGUAACCUUUUUUCAGCACCUAAAUUAAGACUCAUUGCACAUGCUAACGCUCGUUUGUCACUCAGUUGAAAACUAUUUAUUCUUGUUUUAUAUGUGCUGCAAUUUUUGUGUAAUGUCUUAGGUAAAUGAUGUAUCGUAAGUGGUUGUUAUUUUAAAGUUGGUAAUGUCAAUUUGUCUAGUAAAAGUGGGUGGUUUGCACAAA
Molecule: messenger RNA, 1590 nt
Organism: Lycium ferocissimum
Lineage: Eukaryota; Viridiplantae; Streptophyta; Magnoliopsida; Solanales; Solanaceae
Product: PP2A regulatory subunit TAP46
Exons: 9
Coding region: 145-1353 (402 amino acids)
Biological process (GO): regulation of dephosphorylation; regulation of signal transduction
Cellular component (GO): cytosol
Molecular function (GO): protein phosphatase 2A binding
Source: RefSeq, a predicted model, not a curated record